GCGUAGGUGUUCUCAUAUUACAGUUUGUCGUUUUCUUUUCUCUUGUGGCAGCUUGUGGAAAAUGGCAUCCAGAAAUUGCUUGAUGCGGUUGAAAACUUUUCAGCUUAGUAGUUUCAACCCACCCAACGGGAUUGCCUUUUCUAGAGGUUUUGGCGCAAGUCCCCCAGUAUUCCAGAUCAAAUGGCUGCAAGCCGUUUCGCACGCAGAGAAAGUGGUAGGAAAUCCUACCUUUCUCGAUCUGGAAAGUGUGACAAGCCAUGAGAUAAGUAAUAUGGCUGUUUACUUGAAAAAUCUCAUUAAAACUGGACAUCCCCUUACAUCCACUGUCAAAGAACUCCUCAAUCCUAAGGCCAAAAAGGAUCUCACCAGAGGGUUGUUGGUUUUGCUUGUAUCCAAGGCAGGAAAACAUAAGGCAAAUGAAGACAUUCUGCCAAAUCAAAGAAAACUUGCAGAGAUCACUGAACAGAUCCAUACAGCUCACAUUAUCCACUCAGGAAUUAUAAAUCUUCCCACUCCGAAUGAAAAUCUAGAAAAGGGGAAUAAAAUGGCAAUUCUGUGUGGUGAUUUUAUUCAGUCCCGCUCUAGUAUCCGAUUGGCAGAAUUUAAAAACAUCAAGAUUAUAGAGUUAUUUGGCCAAGCUAUAGCAGAUUUUAGUGCGGUUGAAUUUAUUGAUGAGGACACAUACUGUGCCCUAGAUUUGUGGACCCAGAAAACGAAAAUGAGAUAUGGAACUUUAUUAUCAAAUGCCUGCCAGUCAACCCUAAUUCUUGGUGGCGAUAUGGAUCUCCUUGAAUCCGCAAAAAAUUUCGGUCUCGAAAUUGCUUUUGCUUGGCAAGCAAACAUUGACCUACAAAGCUACAAGAGCACAACGAAGAAAGAGGAGCACAUUCUGACCAAGCUUUUUCCACCCGGAACUCCUUUUGAAGAAAUCUUAUUAAUUUUCGAAGCUGUACGCGACAAACACAUCAAUGCAUCAUUGGAAAUAUUGGCAAAGUUUCCACAAAACGAUGCUUGUCUUGCUCUAUGUGACAUCGCAAAGGCACUCAAUUACUAACCGAAUUUUAAAGAAAUAGCCGCAUCUGAUAUCGAAUUUGAAAAACAGCUGCCAUUAUAAGUAAUUUUAUCUACUAAAUAAUUAACAAAGAUAACUUAAGGAAAACAAAAAGGUCUUUAUUUAGCUUUCUCUAUUCUCAACCGUUAUUGCAAGUAACAGAUUAUCCUUUUAUUUCCUUACAGAUGUGAACCUGUUCGAUUUUAUUUAUUAGAAAUCUCAUUUCAUAUAAUUGUUUAUCGGGAUAAAUUGACAACGAUUCUUAA
Messenger RNA from Daphnia pulex (common water flea), 1317 nucleotides. Its product is annotated as all trans-polyprenyl-diphosphate synthase PDSS2-like. The transcript has 6 exons. The record is from RefSeq and is a predicted model, not a curated record. The coding region runs from base 62 to 1054 and encodes 330 amino acids. Gene Ontology annotation, cellular component: transferase complex; mitochondrion. Gene Ontology annotation, biological process: ubiquinone biosynthetic process; isoprenoid biosynthetic process. Lineage: Eukaryota; Metazoa; Arthropoda; Branchiopoda; Diplostraca; Daphniidae. Gene Ontology annotation, molecular function: prenyltransferase activity.